AUGACUGAUGUCAUUGAACGGAGGAUUAAUAUCACAAAAGGUCAAUCUCAACAAGAUGAUUGGGUUCAAAAUUGGCAGAACUGGGAGACUGCAUGGCUCAAACUCAUUGAACGUGUCGCCAACUACACCAAGGAUCCUAUUGUCCUAAUCGACGAUGGAUGCAAGACAGAGGCUGAUGGCAUCAACUGCACUGAGGCAUGCAGCAACUCGACAUACCUCUUCAAAUCGGCAGAGACUCUCUGGAACUGUGUCAGCCUGGCAACUCUCCGCAUGACAACCUGGGACAAUCCAGACGAAGAUCACCCUCGAAUCACUAUCAACAGGGACGAUGAGAAGGAAGUGAGGCAGAGGUUUCAGCUUGGUCCACUCGAGGAUUUCGACCAUGUCGACGUCUUCCAAAACUAUCGUGCGUGUGCAACCGAGUCUUGUUUCGCUUCCAAACUCGGAUGCUCCUUGGAAUUCGACGAGUUCCAGAACAUUUCCGUCACUUACGAAAAGACCCUCGAGUUCGGAUAUAUCAUGAGCCACAACUACUGCACCAACGCCGACUUGGGCAUUGACAGUGACCUUGCGGGUCCUGGGUUGUUCAUUGCCUACCUUAUUCAGUUCUCACUGUCCAUGUUCUUCGUCUUGUCUCUUAACUUUACUACGUCUUGGACCAAAUACCUUGUGUGGGCCUGUACGCGUCCGUUCCGAGCCAAGGCCACAGAAACGGCAAAGAAGUGGCAAGACAGACUCUCGAAUAACCGCUUUGCUGGCGCAGUGGCAUCCACCAUUGUCGACCUUCAAGAAGCUCAAUCCCAAUAUCUAGCCAUCCUCUCGAUUGUAGGUGUAGUGGCGUAUGCCGAGAUCGGCUCUCCGGGCUUCGGCAAAGCUCACACACUCCGGGCGUGGUCUAUCAACAAUAUUCUCCUUGAUGACAUGGUCUCAAUAAGUAUUUACCCGAUCAUUUCCGUUCAGAUAGCCCUCCACAAGACUCAGAAUAGGUGGUGGUACACGCUGCUAUGGGUCAUCUUCACCUGGACAAUGGCCUGCGUCAUCUUCACCUCCGGGUACGCAGACAAAGAGGAGGUAGAAAAAAGCUUCAAACAAGACGCUGGUCUCAAGUCUUGCGGGCAGAAUGCUGGACCGAAGAUCUAUUGCCUGAACUACGGGGAAUCCGACGAAGGAUUCGCAUACAACGGGCUGAUGCAGGAGGAGGAGAGCAUUCUGUCUAGCAAGUUUACUUACUGGGCUAUACACGGUAUAAUACCCAUUCUCCUGUGGGAUUGGUUGAUGAAGGGCCUUGUACCAGUCUUCUUCCCGACUAAAGAGUUAACGAGAGAUCGAUGGUACCUCCUCUUGACUGCCGCCACAAGUCAGCCCGUAUUAACUCUCUUGGAGUUAUUCACCAUGGCCCUCGGUACGUAUAAUCUGGCAAAUUUUGUCAUGUUUAGGAAUGUGCUUGGUGAUACCUACGGAGAGGGUCAAAGCGACUCAGUCUUUGGUGGGUGGAGCUACGGGCAGUUUGUGGCAUUGUUCGUGUGGAUGCCCAUCCUUGGCAAGUUUCUGUCUGUACUUCUUGAGGGCACUGUUCCAGUUGUGCAGAAGCGAACGAACCACUAUGUCAACGUCACUCUGGCACGAGAUCAAGCGCCAACAAACCAGACCGCCGCAACUCAGACUGAAACAGACAGGGCUGAAAAUGAUCAGACUGAAGUAAUUGAGGCUGAAACCAGUCACUCCGAAGGGAUUCCCUUGACGCCAAUGUCGCGCUGA
Messenger RNA from Fusarium keratoplasticum, 1758 nucleotides. RefSeq lists its product as uncharacterized. The transcript is spliced from 3 exons. The record is from RefSeq and is a predicted model, not a curated record. Bases 1 to 1758 code for a protein of 585 amino acids. NCBI's taxonomy places the organism in Eukaryota, Fungi, Ascomycota, Sordariomycetes, Hypocreales, Nectriaceae.